AGAAUUUGUUGGGAAACAGCCAGAAUGACAACUUUGGAUUCUCAGGUCUUCUGUCUGCAGAGCAGUGACAGCAGAAGCUGAAAGGUUGCUUUCCUGCUGAAGCCCUAGGUGAGUUUGCAUUUCCACAAAACUCUGGGUCCAUCCUCUGAGACCAGGAGAGACUUAAAAUUCUGAAAUGAAGAUGGAGGCAGCAGACAGAACAGAAGAACUCAUUGACCCAGAAGUCCCACCCAAACUCUCAGAGAAACAGGAGCCAGCUCUGGGCGAAGAGGGAUCUAUAGAACUGGAUAUGCCUGCUCAGAAAGAGAACCGAGUGCUGGGGGAGGAUUCGGCAGUCCUUGCCUCGAUGCCCUGCUUGCUGAUGGAACUGAGACGGGACUCCUCCGAAUCUCAGCUGGCCUCGACGGAAAGUGACAAGCCGACGGCCGGCCGCGUUUAUGAGAGUGACUCUUCCAACCAUUGCAUGCUGUCCCCUUCAUCCAGCGGCCAUUUGGCCGAUUCUGACACGCUCUCCUCUGCAGAAGAGAAUGCUCCCGGCCAACCUGAGACGGCAGUCGAGGGAGACUCUUCCGCCAUGUCCGUGUCGACCGUCGGGAGGAAAUCGAGGCGGUCCAGAUCGGAGAGCGAAACCUCGACAAUGGCUGCAAAGAAAAACCGGCAGUCGAGCGACAAGCAGAACGGCCGCGUCGCUAAGGUCAAAGGUCACCGGAGCCAAAAGCACAAAGAGCGCAUCCGGCUACUGAGGCAGAAGCGGGAGGCCGCCGCCCGCAAGAAGUAUAACCUGCUGCAGGACAGCAGUACCAGCGAUAGUGACCUAACCUGUGACUCGAGCACGAGCUCGUCGGAUGACGACGACGAAGUUUCAGGGAGCAGCAAGACAAUCACUGCGGAGAUACCAG
This is a messenger RNA of Thamnophis sirtalis, 899 nucleotides long. It is a transcript of the gene ARK2N, whose product is annotated as arkadia (RNF111) N-terminal like PKA signaling regulator 2N. The record is from RefSeq and is a predicted model, not a curated record. Lineage: Eukaryota; Metazoa; Chordata; Lepidosauria; Squamata; Natricidae.